CUGCAUUGAAAUUGAAAAUAUUACAUGCAUCUGACAUUGCUGACAUUGACAAAUGAAAUGACACUUCUCUCCAAGUGUUUUUGUUUUGCUUUAAUAGAAAUAAUUUUCUAGUUAUCUAUUCAAUUAACAUCAAAUUACUUUUGUGAAGUGGCACGAAAAACAGUGAACAAAAAUAGUGUGGUCAUUUAUUGUCCGUAUUUUACAACAUAAUGACUGGGACCCCUUACAUUUUAUAUGUACCAGACAUUGCCCUCGAAAAGAUUUUUUCCUUUUUGAGUUAUGAUGAGAUUGCUAAGAAUAGAAUCGUGUGUAAAAAGUUUAAUGAUGUUGGCAGUAAGUUCCUGACAAGAGGUUUCUUUCAGCUGGAGAAACGACAUGCUGCCAUUUACAAAAAAGUAAAAUCUCAAUUGCCUCGUAGAGAGUCUGAAAGAAGAGCGCAUCCUCUCUCGAGACACAGCGAUAUUUUGCAAGCUGUUGAAACAAGAAUCAGUAUGCUGAACAUGACUUACCAUAAAUUCAUCGGUAACAAUUUAUUGUGUUUUAUUCCAGGAAAGGUUCUUGACGAAAUGAAAACUGUCUUAGAUUUAGUGGAAAGUGACCAAACCCCGCCCAGAACACACCAGUUAUUACAAGAAUUGCGGGAUCUUAGUAGUAUGGCAAUGGAGCAUUUCGAUGAACAUAUACUGCCUAGAGUUAAAGAACAAGUUGAUCGAAAAACAGCGUUAUCUUAUGGUUGCCCACCUUCAAGUUCGAAGACACCAAGACUUAUAUAUGCGCACAAUUCACUGUCCAACGAGAUACACAAAGUUAAAAAACAAAGUAAAACCCAUAAGUAUCAUAUUUCAUUUUUAACAUUGAGUACUCAGAAAUUAUUCCAAAAGUUGAGAAAACAAAACAUACGUAUAAAGGCACAAUCCCUAAAAAUAAGAGAACAGGAGAAGAAAAUCCAGGAGCAACAGACGAAGAUUCAAGAACAAGAAGCUACCUUGGCUGACUUUAAGAAGCACAUAGACGAAUGGAAUCAAAAAUACAAAGACCUGACCACGGAAUUCGUCCGCGCGAUAGAAACCUUCGUACCUACCUCGCCUCCGAGGUCCACACCGGCUGCACCUCCGUCUCCGUCACCACCGCGUUUGCAUAAGACCAAUAUCAAACCGCGCAAGACCCAUAUUCUACCCAAGAGUUACUCAGGGUUAAAUUUUGACGUAGAACGAAAAAGAAAAUCUAAUUUGUCUCACGAUCUUCCUUUGAAGCGCAAUAAAGCUGAGGAUGAAGGUGGUGAGAGUGGUAACUUAAGGAUAGAGCUGCCCAGUUUUAGCGGCGAUAGUGAAAAAGCUGAUAGGGUAGCAUCAGAGAAGGGAUCUUCUAAAGUAGUUUAUGGUUGUUCGAAGUCGGUGUUCAGUAAUACGGAUUUUGGACAAAUUAUAGAGAACUGGGUUAUAAAUCCGUUAACGAAUAUAAAAACUAGGAAGAGAAAAAUGCACGAAGAUAUAGAUUUAAAGUAAAUUGUAGAUGUAAGUAUGUAUUCGCCUGUGAAUCGGUGGUAUUAAAUCGUUUCGUAGA
Messenger RNA from Diabrotica virgifera virgifera (western corn rootworm), 1563 nucleotides. It is a transcript of the gene pall, whose product is annotated as F-box only protein 28. Lineage: Eukaryota; Metazoa; Arthropoda; Insecta; Coleoptera; Chrysomelidae. Bases 210 to 1505 code for a protein of 431 amino acids. The record is from RefSeq and is a predicted model, not a curated record. Gene Ontology annotation, molecular function: protein binding. The transcript is spliced from 5 exons. Gene Ontology annotation, biological process: protein polyubiquitination.